CACGAGCGAGGGGUUGUUCUGCUCUCCCGCGGCUCCGUCAUUCAGGAAGUCUAGACCAACUGACAGCACUUCGCGAAGUCGCACCGACAUCUUCAAAGUCGGACUAAACACUUUCUAAAGUACGCAUUAUCUUUUUUCUUUCUUUCUUCUUCUUUCUUAACCUGGACGACUUUCACAAAAGGCUAGCUCGACAUGCUGAGGAAUUAUGAGGAGUUAUUCCCAUCAGCCAAACAUACAUCACCAUUGGCGACCGCUGAUUUGUGUUAUAUCUGCCCUCCACCACUCCUCCGGAUCUAGGGCUUAUUUUAGCUCGGCAGAGAGAAGGAAAAGGCUCAGACGCAAGUAUUUUUAGAAAUACAUAGGAGAAUUCCAGUGUGCAACACUAGCUUAGCAGAGCUGGGCAUGUCAGCAAGGCUUAGGAUGCAUGCUUAUGAUGGACACGUCUGCUGAUGUGAGUGAGGAUGAGAUGCAAUACACUGUGAAGUACUGUGAUGGACUGGCGACCUGUCCAGGGUGUACUCCACCUCUCACCUGAAACAUUAGCUGGAGAUAGGCACCAGCACCCUUCCCAACCCCACUAGGGACAAGAGUGUAGGAAAAUGGAUGUAUGGAGAAAAGCAAAAACGGUGUUAUUCCAGUCAUGAAGGAAGCUGACAAAACUGCAGUUCUUGGUUUAUUCUGAGGAGAGUGGAAAAGAGAGGGAGACUGAGGAUAGGCUAACACUUCCUGUCACACGUUUCUUACCGAACUCAAGACGGUCAUCUUUGUGCAUCUGGUGCCACUGAGGCAGACUGCACCAAACCUUGCCUUUAAGACUGGUAUUUCUGGGGUCUAGCUGGCCAAUGCCGGGCCCGUCGUGGACAUCUGGUGGCGGUAGCAGCAGCGGCAGUGUGUAUGCGAUUGUGGUCACCGACGCCUAGCCCAUGUCCAGCCCAUGAUGCCGUCAUCCACACGGAAAGGAGUGCCGAAAGAUCCCGAGCUGGCCGACCUCUUCUUCAAAGAUGACCCGGAAGAGGUCUUCUGUGACCUACAUGAAAUCGGGCAUGGCAGCUUUGGAGCUGUCUACUUUGCCCGUAACUCCUACUCCAAUGAGGUGGUGGCCAUCAAAAAGAUGUCCUAUAAUGGAAAGCAGACCACAGAAAAGUGGCAGGACAUCAUUAAAGAAGUUAAGUUUUUGGGACAGCUGCGACACCCAAACACCAUUGAGUACAAAGGCUGCUACUUGAAAGACAACACUGCCUGGCUGGUGAUGGAGUAUUGCCUGGGCUCCGCAUCAGAUUUAUUAGAGGUUCAUAAGAAACCACUGCAAGAAAUGGAAAUUGCUGCCAUUACCCACGGUGCCUUGUUAGGACUGGCUUACCUACAUUCCCAUAAUAUGAUUCACAGAGAUGUGAAAGCUGGUAAUAUCCUGCUGACUGAGCUGGGUCAAGUCAAACUGGCUGACUUUGGCUCUGCCUCCAUUGCCUCACCUGCCAACUCCUUUGUUGGAACACCUUACUGGAUGGCCCCAGAAGUGAUUUUAGCCAUGGAUGAGGGUCAAUAUGAAGGUAAAGUGGACAUCUGGUCGCUGGGGAUCACCUGUAUUGAACUGGCGGAGCGUAAACCUCCCUUGUUCAACAUGAAUGCCAUGAGUGCCUUAUAUCACAUCGCACAGAAUGACUCUCCCACGCUGCAGUCAAAUGAGUGGUCGGAUGCUUUCCGGAACUUUGUUGAUUUCUGCCUACUGAAAAUUCCUCAGGACAGACCCUCGUCAGGGGAGCUGCUACGACAUGAGUUUGUGCGCCGAGAACGCUCGCCGCGCAUCCUCAUUGACCUCAUCCAGAGGACCAAGGAUGCAGUGCGGGAGCUAGACAACUUGCAGUACCGCAAGAUGAAGAAGAUUCUCUAUCAGGAGAAACACAAUGGGCCCUUGGGGGAAAGCCAGGAAGAGGAGGAGCAGGACAGCGAGGCACCAAGCUGCAAGAUGAACAGUCUGGGCAGCAACCACUCCAUCCCCAGCACCUCCGUCAGCACUGGUAGCCAGAGCAGCAGCGUCAACAGCAUCCAGGAGGUGCUGGAUGACGGCUGCUCCGACAUGACCAUGAUGCAUCCCCAGGACUACAGCAGCACGCUGGAGUCCUCUGCACACACCAAAAAGGACCAUCAAUAUAACUGGGAUGAUGGGAUCCACAGAGAUCACCGGCCAGAGCCAAUGCAUGCCUCCUCUGACAAAAGCAGCCAGGCCUCCAACUAUAAAAACAGAGCCGGCUUUGCCACCAUCAAGUCUGCUUCACUUGUGACCAAACAGAUCCACGAGCAUGAGCAGGAGAGUGAACUGCGGGAGCAGAUGUCGGGCUACAAGCGAAUGCGGAGGCAGCACCAGAAGCAGCUGAUCGCCCUAGAGAACAAGCUGAAGGCCGAAAUGGACGAGCACCGGCUCAAGCUGCAGAAAGAGGUGGAGACGCAGGCCAACAAUGCCUACAUCGAGCUGGAGAAGCUGGCCAAACGCCACGCAGUGCAAACUGAGAAGGAGAUGAAGACGGCACUCGCAGAUGAGAAGAAGUUCCAGCAGCAGAUCAUGGCGCAGCAGAAGAAAGAGCUGACCACUUUUCUGGAUAAUCAGAAGAAGCAGUACAAGCUCUGCAAAGAGAAGAUUAAGGAGGAGAUGAAUGAGGACCACAGUACACCCAAGAAGGAAAAGCAGGAGCGUCUGUCCAAGCACAAAGAGAACAUGCAACAUUCCCAGGCCGAAGAGGAGGCCCUUCUUCUGGCAUCGCAGCGAGUUUUCUAUGAAAGAAACUGCCGCGCCUUCAAGCGCAAAGUCAUGACUAAAAGGCACGACGUGGAACAGGAACAAAUCCGUGAGGAGUUAAACAAGAAGAAGACUCAAAAGGAGAUGGAGCACGCCAUGCUGAUCCGCCACGAUGAGUCCACCCAGGAGCUGGAGCAGCGGCAGCUGAAGACGCUGCAGAAGCUGCGAAUGGACCUGAUCCGCCUGCAGCACCAGACGGAACUGGAGAACCAGAUUGAGUACAACAACAGACGAGAGCGAGAGCUCCACCGCAAACAUGUGUUGGAGCUCCGGCAGCAGCCCAAGAACCUCAAAGUGUUGGAGCUUCAGAUCAAGAAGCAGUUUCAGGACACAUGUAAGGUCCAGACCAAGCAGUACAAGGCCUUGCGCCACCACCAGAUGGAGGUUACGCCCAAGGCGGAGCACAAGACGGUGCUCAAGGCCCUGAAGGAUGAGCAGACUCGCAAGCUGGCCAUCCUGGCGGAGCAGUAUGAGCAGAGCAUCAACGAGAUGAUGGCCUCGCAGGCGCUGCGUCUGGACGAAGCCCAGGAAGCUGAGUGCCAGGCCCUGAGGCAGCAGCUGCAGCAGGAGAUGGAGCUGCUCAAUGCCUACCAGAGCAAGAUCAAGAUGCAGACCGAAGCACAGCACGAGCGCGAGCAGCAGAAGCUCGAGCAGAAGGUGUCGCUGCGCCGGGCGCACUUGGAACAAAAGAUCGAAGAGGAGCUGGGUUCCCUCCAGAAGGAGCGAACUGACCGCAUUAAGCACCUGCUGGAUCGCCAGGAGCGGGAGAUCGACAACUUCGACAUGGAGAGCAUGAGGCAGGGUUUUGGCAACUUGGGUACCUUAGACUUUCCCAAGGACGACUACAGAUGAGGAGUUAGGAGGGGAAAGGUUGCUGUCGUGUGUCGUCCUUCUGCCUCAGAUCAACCGUCCUCUCCUUCUACCUGACCUGGCCUGACAGUGCAGGGAUUUUUUCUGCUGCUGACAUCCUCAUCAAAAACACACAGAUAGAUGUAUGGGGGAAAAAAAAAAAGCUCCAGAUUUGGUGAGCCAGUGUGUGUUUCAUGGCCGGUCAAACGGAGUCGACGGCGGGUUUUAGAUGCCCAAAUCCCACCGAAACUUCCUCCCCCUCUUUGCCUCUUGUGGUGUCACAAGAUGACAGAAAAAGAUAGAUAAAUUCUUGUAGUUGUCACGUUUUUGUAAUGAUAAUGAUAACAUAGUCAGUGUUUCUUGUUCCUUGUGCAAUGAUGACACUUUUGGUGUGACCUAAAAGUGGAAGUCAAGAGAAGGAGGGAGAGAAAAAUGAGGGUACUUCAAUGAGCGAAAUCGCUCCACAAACAUGCAUUUAUGCAAAAAUGAUUUUCUUCUCUAAAGCUGUGCAAAAGAAAGGAAAAAAAUCUCUUAAAUCGACAAAUGAAACGACUGAUCCUUCCGCAGCGCAUCGUCUUUGCUGCUUCUUUGAACUCUUUUUGGUAAUUAUUCAUCAGGACAUUUUUAGGACAAAUUUUGAAUAAUUUGAUACUUGGAGAGACGAUCAUCAUGGUGUACGAACAGGUGCACAGAUCAGACAUAUUAUUCCUUCAGGUGAAUUUGAUUGCUGAAGGUGGGCUGGAUCAUGGUAAUCGCCGUGUAUAUCCUAGUGAUUUUACUGCACUGGCAGCCAAUGUGAAAUACAGAGACAUACAUGUGAGCUGUAUACUCCCAGUUAGUACAAAGGGCUUCAAUGGGAGGGCAGGGCUGUCUUGUAUCUUGUGUAUAGAUGGAUUUAUGGAGAGCUUUUACUUAUUUUCAUAUUGUAUUUUAACUGUCACACAAAUCCCAAAAAAAUUUUUUUAAAACGCUUUCUUUUUCUUCUUCUUCUGCCCCAUCUUUUACAGAUAGUAUUUGAAGUCCCGUCAUUUAUUAAUGAGUUUCUUUUCUUUUUUCUUUUUGCUUUACACAACUCUCAAGCUGUGUAUUUUCUUAUAAACCAGACCAGUAUGAUGCUUUAUUAAUGCAUGCACUUUAUUUUUUUUUCAGGUCUAAAGAAAGCAUGAAUCUGUCAGAGCUUUUAAUUAUAUUUGUAAAUAAAGUGCUCAUCACACAAAGUAAAGGAGCGUAAACGUUAUUCCUCUAAGCGAUGGAACCAGUUUCAAAUGGCCAUAGCGAUACAUUUUAGACAAACUAUUAAAAUGUAUAUCUUUAGUUAGAAAAACUGUAAAGAAAUAUAUUUUUUUAAAUGAUUCUAAUUAAAACAAACAUGAAUUUAAAAGUGUAAAAUUAUUAUUCACACCACCAGUCUUUGAAUUGGUUAGAUUUAUUCUAUUUUGUCUUGGAGUUACAUCAAUAAUUUUAUUGUAUAAUUUCCAACUUAUAUAGUACCUUUAAGAUGGAUAGAUUUGCAAAAUAUUUGUUUCUAUCCUAGAAUUGUCAGUUGUUCCAGAGCCUUACUUGGGAAUUUUAGUUCCUACUUUUACAAUGCAAUUACAAAGAAGCUCCUAACCUCCGGAAAUCAGAGGAUCUGUUGAAUCUCGUCGAUCUUUGUCUCAUCAGAAAUAUCUCAAACAAUAUGUGCAGAGAAAAAGAUUUUAAAAGCACCCAGGACAACCUGAAGCAGACAGUGAAAAACUUAUUGUUCUAGAUGAGUGUGAAAAUAUGUAUUUUCUAAUACCUUGCCCUUAGCGAUCCUCAAAAUGUGUUGUUUUUUUAUUAAAUAAAGUCAAAUGCAAGCUUAGUAAUACGCACGUAAUAAGUAUAACUUUUCUCAAGUAAAACAAGCUACUAAAAACAGAAGGGCAUUGGAGAGUUUUUCCCAAGAAUGUGAACUUCAGCACAUCAAAGCGAACCUCUAGAAAAAUUACUAUUAUCUAGAAAUUUCAUCAAACCCAACGGAUUGUUACUUUAGUUGCAAAUCAAAUGUACAACACUUUCAUAGAUCAUGUGUUUAAUAAGCAGGCUAAGGACAAUUUGAAGACACAACUAAUAGUCUUAUGUUGGUAUGUGGUUUAUUGCUGCAGCCAUAAAGGAAUUUUAAAUGGAUUUUGAGGUUGAGGUUAAUUUAUAGCCCCCAAACUUUUUCUAUCUGAAGUUCUCAACUUUAUUUUUUUAAUGUGGACCAACAAAAGAUUGACAUUUGGGUACAAAUGAAGUGUCCAACAAAACCAUAUGUGAGUUCUUUUAUUUUUUUUGUAUGAAAAA
Molecule: messenger RNA, 5947 nt
Organism: Poeciliopsis prolifica (blackstripe livebearer)
Lineage: Eukaryota; Metazoa; Chordata; Actinopteri; Cyprinodontiformes; Poeciliidae
Gene: taok3a
Product: TAO kinase 3a
Exons: 25
Coding region: 935-3643 (902 amino acids)
Biological process (GO): protein phosphorylation; execution phase of apoptosis
Molecular function (GO): protein kinase activity; ATP binding
Source: RefSeq, a predicted model, not a curated record